This is a messenger RNA of Xenopus laevis (African clawed frog), 2991 nucleotides long. RefSeq lists its product as uncharacterized. NCBI's taxonomy places the organism in Eukaryota, Metazoa, Chordata, Amphibia, Anura, Pipidae. The record is from RefSeq and is a predicted model, not a curated record. The transcript has 12 exons. Bases 348 to 2819 code for a protein of 823 amino acids.
ACUCAAAUCCAUUUGAUUGCAGUCACCAUCCAAACAAAAACUUUUUGUUUGACUCUAAAGCAGUCAGAAGAAAAACGUGCCCAGAAAUCUAUUAUAAUCCACAAAUACAUUCUUACAAUUCUAGACAUGCUUUUUGCAAAAAUACAGACCAGCCUUUGGCUUCCAGCAUUCUACCCCCAGAACUGUCUUCUACCUCUAACUCUUGCACUGAAAGAUGUCAAUCAUCAUCAUCAAUCAAACAUCAUGCUUCUCUUGAGCUCUGCAGAUCAUUUACCACUUCACCUUGUAGACACUGUGUAUAUACCCAGCAUGAGCCAGAGUGUAAAUCCAUUUUAUUUCAUUCAGAAAUGGCAGCUUCACACUUUGUGAAUACGGUUGAGGAUCCUUACUUUGUGAGCAGUUGUUCUCCUAGUUCAAAGCUAAAAACAAUUCGACCAGAUAUUUGUUCUCUGUGUUCUUUGCAGAAUUUAGAGAUCAAUUAUGAAGAAGAGGACCAUGAGGACCUAAAACAUAACGAAGAUCACAUUGACUUCACUGAAAGUGGAUUUGAUGAGGAAAUGCAAGAUGGUGAUAAUGUUAUCGAAACCCAAGAGUAUUCAGAAUUGCUAAAUAAAUGUCUUUUAAUUCAAGUUACUCCACCCUCAAGAGGUGCUUCCAAAGAAUAUAUUCUUGAGAAAAAUGUUUAUACUAAACACCCAAAUGAUUGUGUGCAAAAUUCUGUUUCACAGACAUCGGAAAUAUCUCAAUCAAAUUCAACAACACUUGAAAUGCCACAGAGGAAGAGAAGAGGAUCUGUUGUUACUGUCGUUACAGGGGACCUAGAGCAAAGAUUAUUAGUACAAGGAGAAAACAAAGCUGCCAGUGGUUCUAUUUCAUCUCAAGGACAUUGUGAAUUGCAUAAAGAUAUUCAACAAUCUCCAUUUGGACGAAGAAACUCUGUUUUAACACCUGUCUUAGAUGUUGAUGAACCAGAACUAGAAAACAAAUUACAUGGUUCUUUUGAGGAACAGAGUCAACCCACACUUAAGGAUAUUUCUUCCCAGACACAGUCUUUUGACCCUUUUUUAUCAGUGGAAAAUCAAAGCAACUUUGAGGACAUUCAAGAGACUGCUGGUAGAGUAGAUGGAUGUAGUGAUGUGAAUUUUCCAGCUGAUGACACAUCUCCGAGAAAUAGUUCUGACAGUGCAAUACCAGGAACCUCUUUUGAGUCAGGAGCUGGUCAACUUUCAUCCUUUAAAAAAUCAGAUUCUGAAGAAAAUGGAGUCAAACGUGCUGAAAGAAAAGACAAUCCUUGUGAGAAAUCUGAAACACCAAAGCAGUUUGAUAAAAAAGAUGCAAAACCAGAAUUUGUCAACAAACAUUUGAGAUUACCUAAGGAAUCAGUGCUCAAAGAAUCAAGGGUAUGUGAAAUUACCCAUGAAGAAGAUCGAUGGGCUAAGAAAAGAAAACAGUUUAAAGAAACCAAGAACUGCAAUUCAGCAGGAGGGAGUUCGGUGGCAAGCAUCAUCACAGAAGAAUCAGGAAACUCAGAAGAAACUCGCUCUGUGGAUCUGGGGGUGCGUUCGGACAGCAAGGAUAAAGGAUUAUACACAGAAAGCUUUCAUUCCACUUCAUGGCUCUUUAGAGGUGAUGACUGCAGCCCAAAUAACAGCCCUAGAUGCCUGAGUAAAAGGCCCAGAUCAGUAGCAAUUCGUGAACGUACUGUGCAAAUAGCCAAAGGGACAGGGGACUACCCUUGGGGAUUCCGAAUUCAGUUUUCAAAACCUAUUCUUGUAUCCGAGGUUGAUACAAAUGGUGCGGCUGAAGAGGCAGGGCUGCAGGUUGGUGACAUUGUAAUGGCUGUUAAUGGAACUGAUGUUACAAGUAUUCCACAUUCUGAAGCCGCAUGCCUAGCACGGCAAGAGAAAAGCUGCAGCUACAGAACAGUGCUGGCUGUGCUUUCAAAACGAGUCUCCCCCAUGUAUGGUCCAAAAAUAGGAAAUAUACAUCAGUUCUUUACUUUCGACAUUAAUCAUGGACCUGAUCUGUUGACUCUUGUGGUUGGAUCCGAUAUCAGUCGCUUUCCCACCACCCCGAGGCCAUCAUGUCGGGGAUAUCUACAUAAGAGAACUCACUCAGGCCUGUUGAAAGGCUGGAGGAAGCGAUGGUUUGUUCUGAAACACGAUGGCAGCCUACAGUACUAUAAGCGAAAAAAGGAUGAAGGAAAAUGUCGGCCUCUUGAGGUGACUAAGCUGGAAGGCUCAGAAAUUGGCAUGGAUAGCAGUCUGGGAAAACCAUUUGUGUUUAAAUGUGCCCCACAGUCUGGAAAUCGCAUCUUUUACUUUUGUGCAACCUCAAACCAAGAGAUGAAAAGGUGGCUUGAGGCAAUGGAUAAAGCAGUUCAUCCUCUUACUCAGAACCACGUGUGGGUAGAUGUUACAAUGCACAACCUCAGCCUGCCUCCCCUCGCCAUCAAAACCCCAGAGUGCCUGGGUCUCCUGCACCAGCUGGACAGAAUGAAAGACGUGUGGAUGCAGCACUACUGUAUUCUGAAAGAUGGCUGCUUGUAUUUCUAUUCUAGCAUUCGAUCGACCAGUGCCCUAGGUGGUAUCUACCUGCAGGGAUACACGGUAACUGAGCAGUCAUUUAAUUCCCGCCGCUGUCUAAUUGAGCUCAGACCUCCAUCAGAAGAAUUUAAAGCGUUCUAUUUGAGUGCUGGAAAUGCAGCCGAAAACAAACGCUGGAUUACGGCUUUGAAAAUGUCAAUCAAUAAGUGGUUACCCCUUCACCAAGCUAUUCAAAACUUCAUGAGCCGACCUCUGGAGGAGACCAGAAUGUGAAGAACAACAUGUGCAGAUGAUUUAGGACUGACUGGACACUUUAACAAUGGAAGGUUCUGAUGAAAAACCCGUUUAACAGUGAUGGUUUCAUAAUACACCGAUUAGAUUCACUGAUUUAUUUGUACAGAAACAGAUUUUUAAUAAGUGACCUAUGGUUAGAUCUGAUCUAAAA